CAGCAAGGGUCCCGAGUGUAGCAAGAAACGCCAAUCACGAAAAAACCCAGAAGAGGAAGAAGAAGGGAUUCUUUGAUCGUCCUCGCUCAUUGCCAGCGGCCACUAUUUUUCACUUACUCAUUUAUUAUCAAGUAACGAAAUGCUUUAAACAGUGAGAUUCCCUGGCUAGACAUGGUGUUCGGAUAGUGCAAAGAGUUGAGAUUUUAACUUGAGUGAGUGAUAAAUAAUGUACUUUUUUCAAGGGCCAUCAGCUGCAGCUCGAAAGGUGACAAUGUGUAGAAUGUAAUGGUAAAUUUUUCUCUAGCGAGCUGCCCUUAAGACCUCCUUGGACUUUUUUGAGGCUGGUUAACUAGCUUAAGUGUACCGCUGGUGAUAUCGUAAAGGAGCAUUUGAAGAUAGGACUGAAGUUGAGUGAUCAAUUGGUACACAGAAAACAUGUCGUUCUCAUUCUUCAAGCCCUCGCGGCCUAAAACUCCACAAGAACUUGCCAAGGCCAUAAGGGACAGUCUUAUGGCUCUCGAUACCAAAACUGUUGCUGAAGUUAAAGCACUUGAGAAGGCUAUGGAAGAAGUUGAGAAGAAUAUUAUGACAAUGAGAGCUCUGGUUUCAGGAGAUGGGGAAGUUGAGCCAAAUGCUGAUCAAAUUUCACAAAUGGCAAUUGAAAUUUGUAACGAGGAUGUUAUUUCUCUUUUCAUCCAUAAGUUACCCAUACUGGGAUGGGAAGCUAGAAAAAACUUGGUCCACUGUUGGUCGAUAUUGCUGAAACAGAAGGUUGAUGACAUAUGUUGCUGUGUGCAAUAUAUGGAGAACCACUUGGAGUUGUUAGACUUCCUUGUCGUGUGCUACGACAACAAGGAAAUUGCCUUGCAUUGUGGGAGUAUGUUGAGGGAAUGCAUCAAAAGACCAUCUCUUGCAAAGUACAUAUUGGGGUCUCCAAGCUUUGAGUUAUUCUUCAAAUUUGUAGAGUUGCCGAACUUUGAUGUCUCUUCUGAUGCAUUUUCUACUUUUAAGGAUCUACUAACUAAACAUGAAUCAUCUGUUGCUGAGUUCUUGUCUGCUCACUACAAUGAGUUCUUUGAGCACUAUGAAACACUUUUGACCUCUAAGAAUUAUGUGACAAGAAGGCAGUCUUUGAAGCUUCUCUCAGAAUUUUUGUUGGAGCCUCCAAAUACCCAUAUUAUGAAGCACUACAUUACAGAAGUCCGCCACUUGAAAGUCAUGAUGACAUUACUGAAGGAUUCAAGCAAAAACAUCCAAAUUUUGGCUUUUCACAUUUUCAAGGUGUUCGUUGCUAACCCUAACAAGCCUAGAGAAAUAAAAGUCAUCUUGUCCAAAAAUCAUGAAAAAUUGUUGGCAUUGCUGCAUGAUCUCUCCCCUGGAAAAGGUGGUGAAGAUGAACAAUUUGAAGAAGAAAAAGAGAUGAUUAUCAAGGAAAUAGAAAGAUUAUCUCGACUUCCAGACCUUGUAUCUUAGGUAUAUAACACGUUUAUGUGUUUUGCCCUUUUCUUUUUUUUCUUUCUAUGGUCUGCCUAAAGCAAUGGCCUUUGAUUUCUUCGAAUGAUGAUUUGAGCUGCUGCUGGAGCCAUGGACGUGUGCAGGAAAGACGAUCUCUUCGGCAAAGAACUUAGAGAUCUGCUUUUGAGAUAAAUUAAUUGUGUUUAAUUGAUUGAAAGAACAUGUAUAAAUGUUUAUCCCUCUUCUUGUUUCCCCACCAAUUAAUUAUAAAUAACAUUUUGUUUGUGUUA
This is a messenger RNA of Coffea eugenioides, 1745 nucleotides long. RefSeq names its product calcium-binding protein 39. Gene Ontology annotation, biological process: intracellular signal transduction. Gene Ontology annotation, molecular function: protein serine/threonine kinase activator activity. The transcript is spliced from 13 exons. The record is from RefSeq and is a predicted model, not a curated record. The coding region runs from base 436 to 1473 and encodes 345 amino acids. NCBI's taxonomy places the organism in Eukaryota, Viridiplantae, Streptophyta, Magnoliopsida, Gentianales, Rubiaceae.